This is a messenger RNA of Hyaena hyaena (striped hyena), 2306 nucleotides long. It is a transcript of the gene RHOF, whose product is annotated as ras homolog family member F, filopodia associated. Lineage: Eukaryota; Metazoa; Chordata; Mammalia; Carnivora; Hyaenidae. The coding region runs from base 737 to 1597 and encodes 286 amino acids. Gene Ontology annotation, biological process: small GTPase-mediated signal transduction; cell migration. Gene Ontology annotation, molecular function: GTP binding; GTPase activity. The transcript is spliced from 4 exons. The record is from RefSeq and is a predicted model, not a curated record.
UCAACGGUGUCUUCCUCGGUUCACGCCUCUGGCCCCUGCUAGAAAGAGGCUUCCGCCCGCGUGGUUUGGGGCCAACCCCCAAAAGGCAUUGUUCCGGGAGUCCUUCGCCAGCUCUCCAAGACGACUGCCCGCCAGAGGGCGCCAGACGUCCACCUUGCGCUCUUAGGGAGGUGGGAGGGGUAGGUGAGGGGAACUGCUCUUCCCCACCCCCAACCCGCACCCACACUGGCUCCCGUAGGGCUGGGUUAGGCGGGCAAACACACACCCCGUGCCAGCAUCCUCCCUGACUCGACCAACCUACCUUGUGGGGAAACUGAGGUCAGAAGCCGACUUGGCCCAGGUUAUACAGCUGGGGCGGGGCAAAGCGAGGGGGCUUUUCCCAGAGCUGGAGACCAUGGCUCCGCGAACUCUGGUGCUGGGGCAACGGUCCGCCAAUCAAAGAGUCCCUGUCAGACAGGGGAGGCCGAGCCGGCCAAUCAGAGGGUCCCUGCCAGAAGGCGGAGCCUGCCAAUCAGGGGUGCCUGGCGAGGUAAGGCGGAAACCAUUGAAUCUCGCCGGUGGGGGGCGCGCCGUGACGUGCAGAGGAGCGAGUGGGAGCCGCGCUUCGGGCUGGGCACCUGUUUCUCAGUUGCCUCAGUUUCCCUGGGAAUGACAGGUGAACGCACCGGGCUAGGACUCUAACGGGAAGGAAAACUGAGGUUGGGAGGUGGGCCCGGGUGGCUGCCUGGCGGAGGCGAUGCCUGCACGUAGUGGGAGGGGCUUCUCUAGCUCCGCCCCUGGGUCCCGCCCCGCCCCCGCCCCCGCCCCCGCCCCCGCCCCCGCCCCCGAUCUCUCAGCCCCAGCGGUCUGUCCCGCGCGCGGUUGCCAGUGCCGCCGGUUCCCGGCUAUGGAAGCCCCCAGGGCCCCGGGCCCGGACCCGGGCAGAAAGGAGCUGAAGAUCGUGAUCGUGGGUGACGGCGGCUGCGGCAAGACAUCACUGCUCAUGGUGUACAGCCAGGGCUCUUUCCCUGAGCACUACGCCCCAUCCGUGUUCGAGAAGUACACGGCCAGCGUGACUGUGGGCAGCAAGGAGGUGACCCUGAACCUAUACGAUACCGCUGGGCAGGAAGAUUAUGACCGGCUGCGACCCCUGUCCUACCAGAACACCCACCUCGUGCUCAUCUGCUAUGACGUCAUGAACCCCACCAGCUAUGAAAACGUCCUCAUCAAGGUGAGGCCCGUGACCCAGCCAGCCUGCCUCAGGGGUGGGGACCACGGGUCUGGCCUCAGCCUUGAUGCCUGCCUUCUCCCUCGACAGUGGUUCCCCGAGGUCACACAUUUCUGCCGUGGGACCCCCAUGGUGCUCAUUGGCUGCAAGACAGACCUGAGGAAGGACAAGGAGCAGCUGCGGAAGCUCAGGGCCGCCCAGCUGGAGCCCAUCACCUACGUGCAGGGCCAGAGUGCUUGCGAACAGAUCCGAGCUGCCCUCUACCUGGAAUGUUCUGCCAAGUUUCGGGAGAAUGUGGAGGACGUCUUCCGAGAGGCCGCCAAGGUUGCCCUCAGUGCUCUGAAGAAAGCACAGCGGCAGAAACAACACAGGUUGUGCCUGCUGCUCUGACCCCUCUGGGCAGGGCAUAAACCCUCAGGGCGAGACUGACGGGGGCGCCAAGCCGCCAGCCCCGGAUUAUACCCUGAGAUCCUGCCCCACCCCCAGCUUUCCAAGGGCACCUGGAGGUGGGUGUCUCCCUGUGUCUGGAGCCUCUGGUUACACUCUUAGAACAUUCUGGAGAUCUCUUCUUUCCCAGCUGGGGCUCUGACCAUGAACUCACCUUGGGUUCACACUGGAGCCGUGGCCUGCAUGGAGGUGGGUGAGGGUGCUGGACUCAGUCCCUCUGUACCUGGAACCAGCAUUUGUCCCCAGGACUCAAGAGUACGCGGCCUCCCCCCAACCAUGUGUGUUCCCCUCGGCACCCCCAAUUAGGUCCUCAAAACCUAUGCUUGAAACAAAGAACUACAUCCGGUACGUGGAUAAAUGUGGAUUCAUCAGCGUUCUGCACAGCCCCCCAAGCCCGCUGCUCCCAUGUCACCCACGUCCCUGGGCUCUGGAGAUAGGCACGACUGCAUCCUCCAGCUCCUCGCUUCCUUCCUCCAGGAGCUCGGGGGCCACGAUGGGAUGGGGGCCUAUCGGGACAACACAGGCACUAGCCCCGGACAUGGGCGCCAACAGCGGCCCCGGCCCCCCAACAGAGGACUCCAGUCUCAGCCUUUGGCUGGGCCGCCACCUUUCCAGAGCUGGUGAACAUGCCUGAGGGGGACAAGGAACUCUC